AUGGUCUUCGUGGCCGUGGACCGAGAGGCGUCAGGGGAUGCCGAUGCCGACGUUGCAUCCCCCAAGAACAGGAGUUCCGUCUACCAUGUGUCCAUGGACAUGGCCGGCACCGGCAUCGAAUCGCGCGCCGACCCCGACGCCCACACGACUGUUAGCGACUUUCUCGACUUUACCGAAUACCUGCCCUCCGAUAUCGUGCGAUCCCUGACGCUCAUCGGGAAGCUCGACGAGGCCUACGCCGAUGCCUCGCACAAGGUGGACGACCUGACGGCGCAAUGGGGACGGCUGCCGAGUCUCGCGGGCGAAGAGAGGCCCGACCCGGCCAAGCUGCGCGCCGACAUCUCGGAGCAGCUGCAGCAGGCCGUCAGCUCCCGCGUUUUCUCUCAUGCCGAGGCGGUCAGGAUGUCGGAGAACGUGAUGCGGCACCACGCCAAGGCCAAGCUGCUGCUCUCGAAGCUUCAGAGCAUGAUGGAACACUACCCGGCCGAGGAGCCGAAAAGCCCACUGGUGCCCAAGUCGCCGCAGACGUCUCGGGCCAAGUCGUCGGUGCGGCCGACGGGGGUGGAUGGAAAGAAAAUCUCCCGACACAAGAUCCCCCGCGUCACCGUCCCUGGCGAAGUGCUGGCGCCCUAUGAUAUCCACUACGACUCCUGCACCGACGAAAGCGACAUUUCCUCCGACUCCGAGUCGGACAUACCCGCGGGCGGGCGCCGCACGCCUGCCCCGGCCUCACGCAUCAAGCUGAUGGCCAGCAAGGGCCACAAGCAGGCGAGCCGGCCUUCUCGCCAACCGUUCACGUCGGCGGCCAUGACGGCGGCGGUGGCGGCCAACGCGGCGGCCUUGCUGAAUCCGCCCCCGGAGGGCGCCGUCGUCGGCAGCGCGGACGCCCCCUGGCUGCAGCUCACAGCCUACGAGCUCGCCAAGCUGAGGAAGCGCAUGAAGAAGAACGCAACCUGGGCACCGAGCGACACCAUGGUGGCGCGCGAGCUGAAGAAUUUGGGUCGCGGUCCCGACGAAUACCGCGACGCCAAGAAGCAGGCGGCAGCGGAGGGCAGGCCGUUCAAUCCUACGGUGCCGAUUCCGAUGGUCGACAAAGCCUCGGGCGUGCCGCAGCUUCCGGCGGGAGCCAUGAGCGUCGACGCCCUCGGCAGCGGAGACCAACCUCCCACCACCAGCACCAGCACCAGCACCAGCACCAGCAGGGGCAUGAAGCUCAACGAAGCGAAGAGGGUCAAGCGGGAGGCGUUGGCGAAGCUCGCCGCGGAAGAAGCCGAGGAGUCGGCGAGGAAGAUGGCGCACGCGGCCCAGCUCUUUCUCGGGAACGGCGGCCCCGGCAACUCGCAGGACGCCAGGACGCCCUCCGGAAAUGCCAGGACGGGAUCGCGGUCGAACGGCAAGCGGAAGCGAGACGCCGAGGCCGACGCUCCGGAGGCGGAACGAGGCGAGACGCCGUCGCGUCCUCUGUCGAAACGAAGCAAGACGGAGACUCUCGCGCCCCCCCCGCGCCAGUCCUCGGUCGGUCAAGGCAUGGACGGCUCCGGCUCUGGGAAUCCCGCCCUUCUCACGCCCGGCAGCACCGCGGCCGUGACCCAGUCGGUGACGCCGGUACCGAUCCCGAUGCCUCCGCAGAACCAGUCGGCGAGAUCGGCGGCCUCCCCGACGUCGGUGACGUCCAACGGAAACACCAUCACGACCAUGAUACCGAUCAAGCCCCCGGCUUCGCAGACGCCCAUCCCGCUCCCCAGGACGGAUCAGCGGCGGACGAUGACGCCGAUACCGGCGCCGACUCGAGACGCCAACACGAGGCGGGAGACGAGGGGAGAGGCGGCCAAGCGCACGCAGCAGCAAGCAUCGGCUCCGUCGCACGCGGCCGAGCCGUCGAUCAGACAGUCCAGCUCACGCGGACCGACGCCGGCACCAUCCAUGACUCCCGAAUCGCAUCCGGGGCGGCGGCCCAGCUCUCGAGGCGCGGCUAGUCAAGAGCCACCGGCCUCGUUGGCGACGGACCGAACGCGGCGCGCCAGCACGGCACGCAACACGCCGGCGCCCGAAUUCAAGCAGCCGCCGAAGCGGACGAAGCGGCCGGCGCCCGGCGUCGUCAGCACCACUAACAGCGGCGGGAACAGCGCCGUCGGCAAGCGCAAGGCCGCGCCGAGGAAGAAGGCCCGUCAGGCGGCGGAGGCGGAGCUGGAGGAGGUGGAUGACGAGGGAAAGCCGAUCGAUCCGGACGAGCCUCGUUACUGCCUCUGCAACAACGUCGGCUUCGGCACCAUGAUCCAGUGCGACAACCUCGAGCAUUGCAAGGAAGAAUGGUUCCACCUCGGAUGCGUGGGCCUCUCCGACAUUCCGGCCCGCACGACGAAGUGGUACUGUCCCGACUGUCGAAGGCUCCUCAACAUCGGCGAGAGAGGCGAGGUGAGCGCGCGCGGUGUGAGAAAGUAG
Messenger RNA from Drechmeria coniospora, 2442 nucleotides. Its product is annotated as PHD-finger domain-containing protein. NCBI's taxonomy places the organism in Eukaryota, Fungi, Ascomycota, Sordariomycetes, Hypocreales, Ophiocordycipitaceae. The record is from RefSeq and is a predicted model, not a curated record. Gene Ontology annotation, biological process: regulation of DNA-templated transcription. Gene Ontology annotation, cellular component: Rpd3L complex; Rpd3L-Expanded complex; nucleus. Bases 1 to 2442 code for a protein of 813 amino acids. The transcript has 2 exons.